Messenger RNA from Closterium sp. Yama58-4, 348 nucleotides. Lineage: Eukaryota; Viridiplantae; Streptophyta; Zygnematophyceae; Desmidiales; Closteriaceae. The record is from the annotation of a GenBank genome assembly.
AUGGGGGUGCGGGGAGGGAAGUGUGGAGGAGAAGAGAAGAGAAGAGGAGAAGAGAAGAGAAGAGAAGAAAAGAGAAGAGAAGAAAAAAGAAGAGAAGAGAAAAAGAAGAGAAGAGAAGAGAAGAGAAGAGAAGAGAAGAGAAGAGAAGAGAAGAGAAGAGAAGAGAAGAGAAGAGAGAAAGAAGAGAAGAGAAGAGAAGAGAGAAGAGAGAGAAGAGAGAGAAGAGAAGAGAAGAGAGAGAAGAGAAGAGAAGAGAAGAGAAGAGAAGAGAAGAGAAGAGAAGAGAAGAGAAGAGAAGAGAAGAGAAGAGAAGAGAAGAGAAGAGAAGAGAAGAGAAGAGAGAGAUGA